AUGUCCGGGUUACCGGUAUUGCGACACAACUACAGAACAUGCUUCCCAAAUCAUAUUGAAACUUCCGCUUGCUUUGAAAUUCUGGGCUUCGAUAUCAUGUUGGAUCGCAAAAUGCGCCCAUAUGUCAUUGAGGUCAACCAUUCGCCCAGUUUCCAUACAGACAGUCAACUGGACAAGGAGAUUAAAGAGGCUCUCUUGUGGGACACUUUGAAUCUUGCUAACUUUGAUUUCGUUGAUCGGAAGACGUGUAUGGAGGACGAUAGGCGUCGAAUUCGGGAACGACUUUUAGGGGGAAAUUUUGGAAAAACCACAAGGGAUGAUUUGAAUGCGAGGAUGGAAAAGUGGGCAGCCAAGGCAAUAGAAUACGAAAAUGAGCAUUUGGGCAAUUUUCGUCGAAUUUUCCCCUGUGCCAAUAGCGAAGUGUACGAGAAAUAUGUUAAUAGUUCUCUAACCCUCUAUACUGAGACUGCCACUUUCAAAGCUCGUCUACAGCAUUCAAAGCAACUACGAGAAGAAAUACAAGAGCGCAGAGCCCGUUUAGAGUCAAUAUUCCGUCCAAAGCAAAAUAAACUUAGAUCUGAGAGUCCAAAUCGAAAUCCCUAUGCGAAUGGAACGCGUCGACUGGGACCUAAAGGCCCACCAGGACCUCCUAACGCUACUGACACAACACAAAAAGGGAGUGAGAAAUCGCGACUUCAAAAAUUGCGACACCAAGUCGUAGAGGAGCCAAAGUUCAAUUCUCUUGAACCAUGCCCAAUUGAUGAGAGAGCAGAGAAAAGGCGAUGCCUGGAAAUGGAAAGACGGGGUGUAUUACUUCGUAGUCUUGGAAUUGUUGAUGCUGUCUAUAGGCUGUUGUCCGAAAAACCUAGAGUUGUGCCCUAUGAAAGGCGCACAAUGGGCAUGUCAGCUGGAGGUAGAAAAAUGCCUCGACAAUUUCCUCUUGCAAAUCCUGUUGAAAUUGUUCUUCCUGAAAUUAUGGACACAUCAGUUAACAUGCGCCGACCAAGUGCUCAUCCUAUCAGAGGCAUAAACGAUGUCAAUCUUCAUUUAAAGCCGGUGCGUUCAUUUCAAUGCCUUUAA
Molecule: messenger RNA, 1080 nt
Organism: Rodentolepis nana
Lineage: Eukaryota; Metazoa; Platyhelminthes; Cestoda; Cyclophyllidea; Hymenolepididae
Source: the annotation of a GenBank genome assembly